GUCAUCGAGUGUGUGUCUAUGUGUCCCCCUCAGGGUGGUUUCAGCUUUACUUGAAUCCACUCUCUUGUUGCUGCUCCGAUCAGGCUGUUUACUUCUUGAUAACCGGGUGACUGUCCAGAGGGCAGGGCAGAGUCUGCCGGGACUGCUUUUUCCAGGUUUCACUUUCCAAUAGUGAAGGAACCAGAGAAGGGCGGACUGAGCUGUCCGGGAUCGUUCCCGAGGGUCCCACGGUCUGGUCUCUGCAGACACCCCUGGGCCGAGCUCUGCUGCUUCUCCACUGUCCUGAGACCACCUGGCCCCAGACAUGAGGAACUCAGACUUGGAUCUGGAUCAGGAUUGGGCUCUGAGUGACUAACUUCAGGUGCAAAUUCUGAGGACAGAUUUGGGGUCUGCCCAGGGUCCCUGAACCUUCUCAUGCUGCUGAGUUUAGAGACGCCCCUGAAGUCCUGGCCUUUCAGAGCAGGACUGUUUCUGGCCCUGAGCCCUCCUCCCCACCGGGGUCCCUGAGCUCUGGGCCAGCCCUGGGUCUGCCUCCUGCCCUGUGUCUCUCCAGCUCUGAGGAGAUGGAGGACUUCUUCCAUGGCUCUGUGCUCUGCCACCUCAUCUCUCUGCUCCUCUUCACACAGCUGCCUUCCGGGGGUUUCGCACAGGAGUUCAUCGUGAUGGCCCCCCCGGACCCCAUUGUGGCAGUGCUGGGCGGGGAAGUCCAGCUACCUUGUCGUGUAUCUCCAGCCAUGAGUGCCGAAGACAUGGAGCUGAGGUGGUUCCGCUCCAAGUUUUCAGAAGCUGUGUUCAUCUAUCAAGACCGACUCGAGCAGAAAGAGGAGCAGAUGGCUCCUUACGCAGGGCGGACCUCACUGGUGAGGGACCUCCUCAUCCAGGGAGAAGCUGCUGUGCGUAUCCAGAAUGUCAGUGUUUCAGACAAUGGGCUGUACACCUGCUUCUUCAGAAAGGGAGGCUUCUAUGAAGAGGCCAGUUUGGAGCUGAAGGUGGCAGGUGUGGGCUCUGCCCCUCAGGUGUGCAUCACAGGGCCUGAGGAAGAUGGUGUCCGCGUGGUGUGCACGGCCUCGGGGUGGUUCCCGAAGCCCCAGGUGCAGUGGAGAGACCUCAGCGGAGAGAAGUUCCUGGCGUUCUCUGAGGCCCACACCCAGGAUGCUGAAGGGCUGUUCAGCGUGGAGGCGGCGCUGGUGGUGAGAGACAGCUCUGUGGGGAACGUGACCUGCUCCAUCCUCAACCCUGUCCUGGGCCAGGAGAAGGCCAUGGCCAUUUUCAUCCCAGAGCCCUUCUUCCCUCAGGCCUCUCCCUGGAAGGUGGCUUUCUCAGUGAGCCUGACUGUGCUGGUGAUCUUGCUCCUUGGGGCUGGAUGUUACACCAAGAGACAGCAUUCCAUGAAGAUGCAGGUGAGGGGAGAAAAGGAGACUCUGUGCCAGACUAGCGAGCAGGACCGUCAGACAAAGGAGGAAGUGCUGAAGGACGCAGCUAACCUUCAGGAAGAACUUGAGAGGAGGAAAUCCGCUUACCUGGCUGCCUGGAGGAAGGCACAGCUGUAUGCAGAUUGGCGGAAGGAGGAGUUCCAGGAAUGGCCUGUCACUCUGGAUCCAGGAUCUGCCCAUUCAUGCCUUGUCAUCUCUCAUGAAAAGACAAGUGUGACCUGGAAGGACUCCCAUGUGAACUCUGGAGAUACCUGCAGUGUACUGGGCUUUGAGGGCAUCACAUCAGGGCGUUGUUACUGGGAGGUGGAAAUCAGGGAUGGAGACCAAAGCGAGUGGACCCUGGGGGUCUAUAGGGAAGGUGUGAACAGGAAGGGCUGGUACAGAGAGUCCCCAGAUAAGGGGUUCUGGGCUGUGGGGAGAUUUGAAAGAGGAUAUUGUGCCUGUACAUUACCUCCGACUAUGCUAUCCCUCAUGCAGGCUCCCCACCCCAGGCUUAGGGUAGGGGUGUUCCUGGAUUACCAGGAAGGGGACAUCUCCUUCUACAACAUGACUGAUGGCUCCCACAUUUUCUCCUUCCCUCAGGCUUCCUUCUCUGGGACCCUCUUUCCAUACUUCAUGAUUAGGUCAGGGGACGUGUCCUUGACCGUCUGCUCCAAGGUGGGAGGGUCUGAGGGGCUCCCUGUUACCCUUAGCAAUCCUUCUCUGGAGGAGCCUGUGAGCCUCCCAAGGGCGGGGUUCAGCUCAAGCUCUGCUGCUGAUGGUCUCCCCGGGGCUGAUUCUCCAUUGCUCCCCUGCAACCCUGAGGCUGUGUCCCCAUAGGGCCUGUCACUGUCUUGGACUCUCGCUGUGGCUCUUCCUGCAGCUUCAGAUCCCUUGUGACAGAGGGCCCUGAGGUACAGCCUGGAUGGCUGGGAGUCUUGCCCUCCUGCUCUGGAGACAGGGUCUUGGGCUUGUGGUUAUGAGAAUUUUCAAUUCAUGCUGUGUGCUCAGGUAACAGAUUAUAAAAGUUGACUCUCUGAGCUGGUUUGGGGGUAGCCUGAAAUUUACUAUGGGAAAUUGUUUUUCUUUUAGUAAUGAAAAAUAUUUCAUGAAGUUUUUAUACUGUUUGGAUAUGCUAAAUGAUGAGAGGUUGAAUUACUCUGCAGACUAAUGUCGUGUUUUUGUUGUUGUUUAGUUGCCAAGUUGUGUCCGACUCUUUUGUGACCCCAUGGACUGAAGCCCUGAAGGAGAUCAGUCCUGGGUGUUCAUUGGAGGGACUGUUGCUGAAGCUGAAACUUCAA
Bubalus bubalis (water buffalo) is the source of this 2713-nucleotide messenger RNA. RefSeq names its product butyrophilin subfamily 1 member A1-like. Gene Ontology annotation, biological process: regulation of cytokine production; T cell receptor signaling pathway. Gene Ontology annotation, cellular component: external side of plasma membrane. The transcript is spliced from 10 exons. The record is from RefSeq and is a predicted model, not a curated record. Gene Ontology annotation, molecular function: signaling receptor binding. Lineage: Eukaryota; Metazoa; Chordata; Mammalia; Artiodactyla; Bovidae. Bases 564 to 2252 code for a protein of 562 amino acids.